Messenger RNA from Cololabis saira (Pacific saury), 973 nucleotides. Its product is annotated as immunoglobulin lambda-1 light chain-like. Lineage: Eukaryota; Metazoa; Chordata; Actinopteri; Beloniformes; Belonidae. The record is from RefSeq and is a predicted model, not a curated record. The transcript is spliced from 4 exons. The coding region runs from base 53 to 778 and encodes 241 amino acids.
AGCAGUAAGGUCUCUUUCCAAGUUCCAGCAUCAUUCUCAGCACACUGACAACAUGCUGGGGACCCUCUGUACUCUCAUCACUGCUCUGACAUGUGUGAGUGGUGUGACGGUGGUGACACAGAAGCCUCCUGUUGUGACGGUGACAAAAGGAGAGACAGCCACCAUGGACUGUAAUCUGGGAACUGUUACUGACAAAGCUAUAUGGUGGUAUAAACAGAUUCCAGGAGGAGUUCCUCUGUACAUGCUGAGGUUUCAUCAUAGCUACAGUUCACCUAAAUAUGACACUGGGUUUCCCUCUGCAAGACACACAUGUACUCAUCAGUCAACAACAGAUUAUCGUUUGAUCAUCAACAAAGUGGAGGAGGGAGACUCUGCAGUCUAUUACUGUAAAACAUGGGACAGCUCUGCUAAAGAGUACGUAUUCGGACCAGGAACCAAGCUGAUUGUUACAAGCUCCAGCCUCCCUCCUCCUGUCCUCACAGUCUUCCCUCCGUCCAGAGCUGAGCUCCAGUCCGACCAAGUCACUCUGGUCUGUCUGUCCAGUCAGGCUGGACCUUUUGCAGAUGUGAGCUGGUUGUCUGCUGGGAGUCCAGUGAGCAGUGGGAUCUCUACCAGCACCGCCGUUCAGACACCAGACCAGACUUUCCAGAUCAGCAGCUCUCUGACCAUCCAGACAUCAGACUGGAACAUGGAUCAACUUUACACAUGUAAAGUGUCUUUGGGCUCCCAGACUUCAGAGAAAACCAUCAACAAGUCACAAUGUCCUGCUGAAGGAUAACAGAGGACCAGAAACAUCAUUUAACUUCUGCUUCUUUGCUCUUAAUGCUGUUUCUUGAUGAUUAGUUUUUUUCCUUGUAAAAGAGAUAUUUAAUCUUAAUGCAACUUCCUAAAAAGAAAAAAAAAUGUUUUAGAUUUAGAAACUGCUUGAAGUCAGACUGCUUGUUUCAAUUCUGCAUAUUUCACUUGAUUUUCA